This is a messenger RNA of Papaver somniferum (opium poppy), 573 nucleotides long. RefSeq lists its product as uncharacterized. The coding region runs from base 1 to 573 and encodes 190 amino acids. The record is from RefSeq and is a predicted model, not a curated record. Lineage: Eukaryota; Viridiplantae; Streptophyta; Magnoliopsida; Ranunculales; Papaveraceae. The transcript has 2 exons.
AUGGAUACACAUCUCAAGUUACUUCCUACUAACGGUGUGGAAUUAACAGAUCCAAGCUCUUUUCGCCGUCUCAUUGGUCGUCAAUUAUAUCUUACUGUCACUCGUCCUAACAUCACUUACUCAGUCAAUUAUCUGAGUCAGUUUUUGCAGAAUCCAAAAUCAGCUCACAAGGAUGCUGCUCAGCGUAUUCUACGUUUUCUCAAAGGAACUUUUGGACAUGAAAUAUUUCUGUCCUCAUCCAAUUCUCCAUCCUUUCACGGUAAUACAGACUCUGAUUGGGCAGGCUGCCCAAUUACUCGUCGUUCUACCACUGGAUAUUUUGUUACCUUAGGUAAUAGUCCAAUUUCUUGGAAAUCAAAGAAACAGACUACUGUGGAUCGUUCAUCAGCUGAAACUGAUUAUAGUGCUUUGGAAAAUCUAACCCCUGAGCUUCAAUGUGGAUUGAUUCUACCAAAACAUCUUUCGUCGUCCGAUCAACUGGCUGAUGUUUUCACGAAGCCUUUGGGAGCUUCGCAAUUUGGUCGUCUAGUUGGAAAGUUGGGCGUUCGUUCAGGCUCUACCGCUCCAACUUGA